Nasonia vitripennis (jewel wasp) is the source of this 6838-nucleotide messenger RNA. It is a transcript of the gene msps, whose product is annotated as protein mini spindles. Gene Ontology annotation, cellular component: microtubule plus-end; centrosome; kinetochore. The record is from RefSeq and is a predicted model, not a curated record. Lineage: Eukaryota; Metazoa; Arthropoda; Insecta; Hymenoptera; Pteromalidae. Bases 548 to 6526 code for a protein of 1992 amino acids. The transcript is spliced from 30 exons. Gene Ontology annotation, molecular function: microtubule plus-end binding; microtubule plus end polymerase activity. Gene Ontology annotation, biological process: microtubule polymerization; establishment or maintenance of microtubule cytoskeleton polarity; mitotic spindle organization.
AAAUAUUCGGAGAAAUUGGUGACUGCGAUGCUCGUGGAUGGGAUCGAUUGAUGCAGUUCUUACAUGGAUAGACGCGUCGUUACUCGUUAGUUGCUCGGGAUUGAUAAAGUUGACAUAGUGUAAGGAUUAUUGGAAGAGAGCAGAAGACAUACAUAGACAAAGGGCAGCGAUAGUCCUUGCAACAAUAAAGUAUAAGUUCGAUCGAUUUGUGAUAUCGUAUCUUUCAAGGAAUAAAGUAAACUCAGCCGAUAACUGUGACAACUUACAGCGACGUCCUUCCCAGCGCGUCGGUAAUGCAGAUUGUCAGCAGUGCUAACACACAUAUUUGAAAAUAUCAAACGGAAUUCCGCGCAGCCGAGAAAUGGCCGCCGAAAUGUCGCUGCUGCACGGCUAGCGAAUAUCCUAGGCGAUCCAGUGAGCUCUCAGAGGUCCGCAUCAUCGUACAGCGGGCAGCGAGUUUUUUCGAUUCGCGUCAAACCCAUUGGUAACGUUACGGAUCAGCAAAGUGUCAUCGCCAAGGAGCCAGCGGCUGAUGAACUAGUAAAAGAUGGAAGAAGACACUGAAUACACAAAAUUACCUGUUGAAGACCGCUGUGUGCACAAGUUAUGGAAAGCACGUGUACAUGGAUAUGAAGAAUGCACAAAGACAUUUAGAUGUAUCGAUGAUGAAAAGUCACCUGAGUGGAACAAGUUCCUUGGCCUUGUUAAGAAAUUUGUUAUUGACAGCAAUGCUGCAGCGCAAGAAAAGGGGCUGGAAGCAGUGCUUGCAUAUGUUGAAAAUGCAGCUGCUGCUGGAAAAACAACUAGUGAAGUUAUGAGUGGAAUUGUCACAAAGUGCAUUGCCGCUCCAAGAGCUAAGACAAAGGACUUAGCCAUUCAAGUAACGUUGAUGUAUAUUGAAAUUGAAAAACACGAGGCUGUACAAGAAGAGCUUGUCAAAGGAACAGAAGCUAAAAAUCCAAAAAUUGUAUCAGCAAGCAUUGCAAUUCUCACUCUUGCGCUCAAGGAAUUUGGUCCAAAAGUUGUAAACGUAAAACCUCUAAUGAAAAAAGUUCCUGCUCUACUUGAAGAUCGUGAUAAGACAGUGCGUGAUGAAACAAAAGCUUUAGUUGUUGAAAUAUACAGGUGGAUUGGUGCUCCUCUAAAACAACAGCUAAACACAUUGAAGCCCCUUCAAUUGUCUGAACUAGAAACAGAAUUUAAUAAUUUAAGCAAUGAAAAGGCUGUUCCAGUGAGGUAUUUAAGAUCUCAAAAGCCUAAGGUCUCGUGCCAUGUAGAUCUUAAUACUGGUGAACCUGACAAUGAUGAUGAAGUAGAUGAUGACGAUGGAAAUCAAGUUGAUAUAGAUCCAUAUGAACUAAUUGAUCCUGUUGACAUUCUGUCUAAGUUACCAAAAGAUUUUUAUGACAAAAUUGAAUCGAAAAAGUGGCAAGAAAGAAAGGAGGCUCUUGAAGCUUUAGAAACAUUAGUAAAAAAUCCAAAACUAGAAAAUGGAGAUUAUGGAGAAGUUAUUCGCGCUCUCAAAAAAGUAAUAUCAAAGGAUUCUAAUGUUGUAGUAGUAGCUUUGGCUGGAAAAUGCUUAAGUGGUUUAGCGACUGGUCUAAAGAAACGAUUUCAAUCGUAUGCUACAGCAUGUCUUCCGGCAAUUUUAGAGAAAUUUAAAGAAAAGAAACAAAACGUUGUUGUGGUUCUUAGGGAAUGUGCAGAUGCAAUCUUCCUUAGUAUUAAUAUUGAGCAAAUCUUGGAAGAUGUAUUAGCUGCAUUUGAAAACAAAAAUCCAUCCGUUAAAGCUGAAACUGCGUCUUUCUUGGCUCGUUGCUUUGCAAGAACACCACCGCCUAGUUUAACGAAAAAAUUAUUGAAGGCUUAUACAGGACCUCUGCUUAAAAUCCUUAAUGAACCUGACCCAUUAGUAAGAGACAAUGCCGCCGAUGCACUUGGAACGGCAAUGAAAUUAGUUGGAGAAAAAGCAAUGUCACCUUUCCUAGCCGAUUUAGAUAACUUAAAAAUGUCAAAAAUAAAAGAAAGCGCUGAAAAAGCUGUGAUUCUCGUAAAAGUAUCUACGGCACGUAAAGCACCUAGUGAAAGGCCGAAUACUGCGCCAGCAAAGAUUGAAGCUCCAGCCAGAGAAAAUAAUGCAAAAACUACCAGGCCUAAGACAGCUGCUGGAAAGAAGCCUGUUGCUAAGAAACUUGCAGCAUCAUCAGUUACGAAUUUAGCCACGUCAAAAAAAUCGGCACCGAAACCACAAGUCGAAAAAAAUUUAAGCAAUGAAGAGGUUGAUGAGAUGGCUUCUGAAACGUUACCUAAGGAAGUUUUAUCAGGGCUUGUUGAUACCAACUGGAAAAAUCGUUUGGCUGCUGUAGAACAGUUGACCGAGCAUGUGAAACAAAUGGAAUCUUCUCAAGUGUCGACACAACUCAUUGUAAGAGUAUUAGCUAAAAAACCUGGAUUUAAAGACACUAAUUUUCAAGUUUUAAAACUUCGUUUAGAACUUGUCAAAAUGUUAGCCGAAAAUUAUUCAUUCUCAAGUACUGUGACUGAAUACUGUUUAAUGGAUGUAACAGAAAAAUUAGGUGAUGUCAAAAAUUGUACUACGGCAGCAGAAACCUUAACAGCUAUAGCUGAGGCUACAAGUCUUGAACUAGUAGCAAAUGAAGUCAUGUCCUUUGCUUUCAAUCAAAAAAAUCCCAAGGUGCAGCAAGAAACACUCUCCUGGUUGGCCAAAGCAUUAACUGAAUUUGGUUUCACAUUGAAUACAAAAGUUUUAAUUGAAAAUGUCAAGAAGGCUAUAAGUGCAACAAAUCCAGGUAUUCGUACAGCCGCUAUUUCAUUAUUAGGUACUAUGUACUUGUACAUUGGCAAGCCACUGCUAGCAUUUUUUGAGAAUGAAAAACCAGCAUUAAGACAACAAAUCGAACAAGAAUGUGAAAAGGUCGAAGGUGAAACACCUCCUGCUCCUAUUCGCAAAGUUAAAGGAAAGAAAGGACAACAAUGUCAAGGUCAAGGCGAUGAAGAAGAUGAUGGAGAAGUAGAGGAACAAGCACCCAUGACUAAAGCUGAUAUUAGUGACAUGUUACCAAGAGUUGAUAUUAGUAACCAGUUAACAGAAGCUCUUUUAAAUGAGUUAUCUGAUAAAAAUUGGAAGGUGCGCAAUGAAGCUAUUCAAAAAAUUACAAACAUUUUAAACGAGGCAAAAUUCAUUAAGGGUUCUCUUGGAGAGUUACCACAAGGGCUAGCGCAACGGCUAGUUGAUAGUAAUAGUAAAAUUGCACAAAGCACAUUAGGCAUCUGUGAAAACUUGGCAACAGCUAUGGGUCCACCAAUAAAACAACAUAUUAGAGUACUUUUUCCUGGAUUUCUCCAUUGUCUCGGCGACUCCAAAGCCUGGAUUCGUACAGCUGCAAUUUCUUGCAUGAACACUUGGGGAGAACAGUGUGGCUAUAAAGAAUUUUUCGAUGGUGAAAUGAUUGGAGAUGCUUUGAAAUCUGGAUCACCAACAUUAAGGAAUGAACUUUGGACUUGGCUUUCCGAAAAAUUACCUAAUAUUCCAACAAAGCAAAUUUCUAAAGAUGAACUAGUUACAUGUUUGCCAAUUUUGUAUAGUAAUGUUGAAGAUCGCAAUUCUGACGUUAGAAAAAAUGCUCAAGAAGCAGUACUUGGCUACAUGAUACAUUUAUCUUACGAAGCUAUGAUAAGGCAUACAGAAAAAUUAAAGCCUGGAUCAAAGGCUGCUGUGAUUGCUGUUUUGGACAAGGUUCGUCCAAACUUGCCGGUUAAACCAUUGCCACCUAGUAAAAAAGCACCUGUUGAUGAUGGUGGCUCUAAAGCUGUUAAAAGUGGAGGUGCUAUGAAAGCUGCUAAAACUAGUGUCAAGACAAAAGGCGCAGCUGCCGCUAAACCUACUAGUGCACGUAAAAAAGAUGACGAUAUUGAUACGAGUCCGUUGUUAGCUGUAAAUAAUAUGAAACAUCAACGAUCAAUUGAUGAACAAAAAUUAAAAAUUUUAAAGUGGAACUUUACGACGCCGAGAGAAGAAUUUGUUGACUUGUUAAAAGAAUUAAUGUCCACAGCAAAUGUUAAUAAAACGCUGAUGGCAAAUAUGUUUCAUUCUGAUUUCCGUUAUCAUCUUAAAGCUAUUGAAUCGUUGACUGAGGAUUUACCUGGUAACAGUAAAGCACUUGUAUCUAAUUUGGAUUUGAUACUGAAGUGGUUGACAUUGAGAUUUUUUGAUACAAAUCCAUCUGUACUUCUCAAAGGACUAGAUUAUUUACAAACAGUUUUUAAUUUUUUGAUAGAAGAUCACUAUCAUAUGUUAGAAAAUGAAGCUGCGUCAUUUAUUCCUUAUUUGAUUAUUAAAAUCGGAGAUCCAAAAGAUGCAGUAAGAAAUGGUGUUAAAGCUUUGUUUAAGCAAAUUGCAAUGGUUUACCCUGUAAGUAAGUUGUUUUCUUACGUCAUGGAAGGUUUAAAGUCUAAAAAUGCUCGGCAAAGAACAGAAUGCCUGGAUCAAUUAGGAGCGCUUAUUGAAAGCUAUGGUGUCACAGUUUGUCAACCGUCCCCAUCAGCAGCUCUAAAAGAAGUUGCUAAACAGAUAGCUGAUCGUGAUAACUCAGUUAGAAAUGCAGCAUUAAAUUGCAUAGUUCAAGCUUACUUUUUGGAAGGAGAACGAGUGUAUAAGUUAGUUGGGCAGAUCUCAGAAAAAGAUCAGUCAUUACUCGAUGAGCGGAUCAAACGAGCAGCAAAGAAUCGGCCGACGAAAACGGCACCUCCAACAAAAAUGAGAGUUCCUCAGGCGCAGGCGCCUGCUCCUACGAAUGACGUUAAUGAUAUGGAGGAAAAUAAUUAUGAUGACGAGCCUGAAGAAGAACAAAAAAUAGAAGAAGAAAUAGAAGAGAAGGAAAAUGAAGUAAUUACUCCAGAAGAUGACGAUAAUAAAACACUGGAAGCUACUUUUGUUUGCGAUGAUAAUAAAAAUUAUUAUGAGAAUGUUAAAAAAAAGGAAGAGUCUCAUUCUCGUGAAAAAGUGACAAAAAUGUCAUCAUCAAACGAAAAUCAGUCUAACGAUGAUAAAACAACAUCACCUGUGCAACCUCAACUAAAAGUAUCUGGUCCAUUUGGAUUAGACAUGGAAUUAUUGCAGAAAAUCGAAACAAAUGCUCCAGUAAAAUGUAGAGUACCAAAAUUAAUAGAACCAAGCGUAGAUCUGAACGAAACGGUAGAAAUGUUAAAUCCAACUCAUCCAAGGCAAGUGAUCCCGAUAUCACCUCCAAAACUGUUGGUACCAAAUUCCACGGAAAGCAUAUCACCAGUUAAUUCGUCAAUUGGUAAAGAAGACAGUUUAGAGAGAACUGUUCUUGGCAUGGCCAGUUUAGAUCUUACAACGGCGAUCCAGUCCAUGAGCGCAAUGGAAUCCUUCUUAAAAUCGUAUCAAGUAUCAAUGUUACAAUCAAAAGAGGAUAAGUUCAUAAGCUCCGUGAACAUGCAAUUAAAACUUCUGCAAACCUAUCCUCUGCAUCAAGGUAAUGCGCAGGUAUCAAAAGGUUUCAGAACGACGUUCAUGAUUAUACUUACUUUUUAUGACACGGGAAUACUUGGAAAAAAUGUGCCACUUCAACAUUUAAAGGACCUCGUAGAUCAAAUGAUUGGGUUUUUAGCAGAAAAGAAACUGGAACGUUUAAAUGACGCAGAAGCUUACGUUAGAGUAAUAAAUAUGAUUGUUUUGAGAAUAAUUGAUAACUCAGAUCAUACUACAAUAAUAUGCGUACUUAUAAAAUUAUUACAUGAACAUGCGGAUUCGAAUGGACCAGCAAAAUACGAGGAAUUAAUAAUGAAAUGUCUUUGGAAAAUUGUAAAAACAAUACCCAAUUGGGCAGGAGAUUUAGAUUACGAUACAAUACUUUUAGAAGUUCAUAACUUCUUCAAGGAUUACCCGUCAGCAUGGUGGAAGAAACAGAAAAAGCCUGACACACCAAUGAGAACAAUUAAAACUGUAUUGCAUAGCAUGACUAGAGUUAAAGGCAGCACAAUACUGAGCCAUUUGACGCAAAUUAAUAAUACCAGUGAAUCAGAGCUACGAUCCUACUUAAUGCGACUAAUAACGACUUUCAAGCCAGAUGAUGCAGCUAGUAAAUCCAAAGCAAAGAAUGUAACAAAAUACACACAACAGCAACUAUCAGAAAUAUUUAAAAAAAUUGGUUCAAAGCACCAAGCGCAAGAAGGUCUUGCACAACUCUACGAUUUCAAAUUGCAAUUCCCAGAAGCAGAUGUUCAACCAUUUUUAGAAAAAUCUCAUCAGUAUUUCCAAGAUUUUAUAGAACAAGGGCUUAAAGAUAUAGAUGAAACAAGAAAAAAUCAGAAUCUCUUAUCAGGACAAGCAAAUAAACAACACAAUACUGACGGAUCACGAUUAGGAAGCACUAAUGAAGAUGGAAAGAAUUUAAUGGAUCCAAUGCAUAGGUUGGAAAGACUGAGAGCUCUGGAAGCUCAGUGUAUGAAUAUUAAUCCAAGUCAGUCUAAUCAAGCAUGAAUGAAAGAAAAUCUUUGUAUCUAAUUCUAACGGCAGUCUUCGAUAAUUACAUUUCUAAUAAUAAUAGCAAACCUGAUCAGAUGCUAUAUAGAUCAAUUGCCCAUACCAAUUUGGAAAAAAAAAAUUAUUAAAAUAGUUGUGUAUAGUUCAUAAAUCAGGAUGUUCGUGUGACUUUUUGUUAUGAAAUCACUUGUAUUUAUUCGAAAUCUUUAUGCAUAUGUGAAUCAAGUUAUCGAGCUUAGAGAGUUUUUUGCCAGGUUGAAUUUUAGUGUAUUUUUUCAUCCAGUUGACGUUUUAUCGGAUAUUCACUAU